UUCGCUGCCGCUGCUCCUCUCGUGUCGGGCGUCCGGAGCGCCAGCGCUCGACCCCAACGGGGAAGCAGUUACAAUGGGAUCGGCUGCUCCCAAACGAAGAGGAGAGCGCGCCUGGAGGGGAAGGGAGGAACAGGUCGGAGGCGGUGACUGAACUCAGUGGCCAGCCUAUGAGAAGGGGGCAGUGAAAAACUUUGUUCUGCACGUCCAUUCAGAGCAUUUCACUACAGCAAGGUAUUGCGUCCCUUCGGCCCGGCAAGACUGUGCUAAGUUUCUUUUUGCGCCCUCAGAGCUGUAUUCAUUGAAAAUACUUUAACUGGGCGAUGAGGGCGCAGCUUCGGAAACUGAUCUUGCUCCUGCUACUGGACAGCUCCCUCGCCACCCUCCACGUGUCCCAGUGGCCUCAGAGGUUGGAGGUCCCGAGUGGCUCCAACGUGACGCUGCACUGCGAAGUUCUGGGGCUGACGGAACCCCGGGUGAUAAUCUACCCCUACUGGGUGAUCGGCGGGACGGGGGAGGGGGAAGAGGAACGUGUCGUCUACCCGCCCCCCAAGGAAUCCCAGCAGGAAGCCGCCCUACCUGAGAGUGAGAUCGGCGCGGGACUCUCCCUCCAACUCCGGCACCUCCGCCCGAGCCACUCCAACACCUACCGCUGUCUGGCGUCCGUUCACCUUCCCGACCGGCAGCUGCUGCUCCGAGGGAACGGGACCGUGCUCCUGGUACGAGACGCUGCCUCACCAUUCUCCCUCCCUCACUAUGUGACAGACAGCUCCCUGGCCACCCUCCACGUGUCCCAGUUGCCUCAGAGGUUGGAGGUCCCGAGUGGCUCCAACGUGACGCUGCACUGCGAAGUUCUGGGGCUGACGGAACCCCGGGUGAUAAUCUACCCCUACUGGGUGAUCGGCGGGACGGGGGAGGGGGAAGAGGAACGUGUCGUCUACCCGCCCCCCAAGGAAUCCCAGCAGGAAGCCGCCCUACCUGAGAGUGAGAUCGGCGCGGGACUCUCCCUCCAACUCCGGCACCUCCGCCCGAGCCACUCCAACACCUACCGCUGCCUGGCGUCCGUUCACCUUCCCGACCGGCAGCUGCUGCUCCGAGGGAACGGGACCGUGCUCCUGGUACGAGGUUCUCCCCGGGAGCCACUGCCUCUUUACAUCCUGCUCAGCCUGAAGGCGCUCGCACUGCUAUUCCUGACCACCGCGUAUCGGCUCCCAAAGAGCAAGAGCGAACCAGCGCACCCAGUUCAGUUCCGUAAUGUGCGGACUCUGAAAGGACGGAGACAGUGGCGGAGCACUGCUGGCGGACCCGGGACACUUCCUUAGUCCGUCCUCCUGCGGCCUGGACUGUGCCAAUCACCAACUUUCUCCCAACGACAUCUCACCGUCAGGAGAGACCAACAGAUUCCCGACAGACCAAAGGACGUCCUUCAUCGAGCUGAUCAUCUUCCAGCAAUACUUGAUGCCUGUCUGUGUGUGAUCAGGAAAUAGUCUGUUUCGCAGAGAAUCCUUCGUUUCACAGUUGAUGGGGAUGAACCGGUACUCAGACCUUUGCUUCUGUCUCCACACCCUCCGAGCGAAUCCACGGUCUGCGAAGAGGCGCUGACCGUCUGUUCUCGAUCACAGCCGUCCCGAAGGUAACGUGUGGUGGUCAUGAUGGAGGAAGAUUCUUACCGGGAGGGACACUUUCACCGCCAGCCCAGCAUGACUCUGUGCUUGUUACUGCGAUCUGGCGAUGAGGCAUUCUGCCGUUUGCUCAGCGAUUCACCCCACGGCCGCUGUCCCGCAGUGUCUGCAGAUAGUUCCGCGCAGACCACUGCCCGAUGGAUUUGUGGUGAGAUGUGUUGGCUUAGAAGGAUUUCCAAAGGUUUGUCAACGUUUUUAUAGUUGAAGAAUAUCUUUAUUCAUAAUUUUAAAAAAACACAAGAACAAGCGGCCUUUCAUUCUUAAAUUCUUAGUCAAAGCUUUCAUUAGUGUUCGAUUCCAUUCCUUAACACCAAUAGGAUCGUUGUCACUCACGUACACUACUACAACAAUUGAGGGGCUUCUUCACCCAACCCGGCCCCUCCCUCUCCAGUAGUGAAGGAACACUGCACUGGGCCCCUUCCUCAGCGAGCCCUGCGGUGCCCGAGCCAAGCUUCAGACCCUCCCUCAGCACGGUCUCUUGUCGCCAGACGGCAGCUCCCAUCCACGGACAUCUCGAUGAACAGUGGGGUCCGGGCGGACCAAAUGGCGCCUUUCACCGAGUUGAUGAUCUGCCAGCUGCGCUUGAUGUCCGUCUCCUUGUGUGUCCCUGCGAACAGCCCGGCGAUGGGAGAGUCCUCUGUCAUGCAACUGCUCGGGAUGAACAAUGAAAGACGACUUCUCACCUUUCUCCAGACCUCUCCACAUCAUUCAAUGCAGACCCUGCCGGCACAAACACCUCCGUCAAUCAAUGCACUGGGGUCUGUCUGAUACACCCAUCUGAUUGGCUAUACACCUGUGAUUGACAGCGACUGGUUCGUUCCUUAAGAAGUACAAUCGGCGAGCUCCGCGCCGUGUUCAGUUUAAAAGGGCACAGGCGGUGGUGGGGAAAGUAGUGAAGGUUGCGACAAAGGUUUAUGGGUGGUCGUAUUCUGAUAGGAUCAGAGCGGUAUUAAACUUGGAGGUAAUUGGGGAAUGAUUAAAAUACGGUGGUUGAUGGCGGCAGAAAUCAAAGGGGUUAUUUCCUCCAUGAAUUCAGGGAAAGCACCUGGUCCGGAUGGGCAUACAGCAGAAUUUAAAAAAUGUUUUUCCGCUACUCUCUCUUGUUUUUGAAGAAGCAAUUAGAUUUGGCAAUCUGCCACAAUCUUUUUAUAGAGCUUCCAUCUCUUUAAUAUUGAAGAAAGAUAAAGACCCUACUGAUUGCGCAUCCUUAUUGAAUGUAGAUUCCAAGAUUUUUCCAAGUUACUUGCAUCCAGGUUGGAGAAGGUAUUACCCCAAAUUAUCUCGGAAGAUCAAACCGGUUUUAUUAAAAAUCGUUAAUUUUUUUUAAUGUUAGGAGGUUAUUGAAUAUUGUGUAUACUCCUUCACAUAAUAUUUCAGAAUGUGUUAUUUCAUUAGAUGCGGAGAAAGCAUUUGACAGAGUUGAAUGGCCUUACUUAUUUAAUAUAUUGGAGAAGUUUAAUUUUAGUCCUGGAUUUCCUGGAUUAAACUGAUUUAUCAUACUGGUGUUUACUAAUAAUCAAAGAUCUCCCUUUUUUCGUUUAUUUCGGGGCACUAGACAAGGCUGUCCUCUUAGCCCACUAUUAUUUGAUAUUGCUUUAGAACCUUUGGCAAUUGCUAUCAGAGAAUCACAGGAUAUUCUUGGUAUUAAUCGUGGGACAGAUACUCAUGUUAUCUUUGUAUGCAGAUGAUUUAUUAUUAUUUAUUUCUAAUCCUGAGAAAUCUAUUCCAGUAGUUUUAUCAUUGUUGGCUCAAUUUAGUGAUUUUUCUGGAGAUAAAUUAAAUCUUAAUAAGAGUGAAUUGUUUCCUUUAAAUAGACAGGUCCCAAUUUAUGGAAACUUACCUUUUAAAUUAGUUAAUGACUCUUUUAUUUACUUAGGGAUUAAAAUCACAAAAAACCAUAAAGACUUAUUUAAAGUUAAUUUUGUACCCUUAAUUGAUCAGAUUAAAUGCUUGUUUACUAAGUGGUCACCAUUAUCUUUAUCUCUGAUAGGUAAAAUAACCAUCUUAAUAGCAAUAAUCCUACCUAAGUUUUUAUAUAUUUUUCAAGCGGUACCAAUUUUUAUUCCGAAAUCUUUUUUUUUUACUAAUGUUGAUUCAAAAAUUUCCUCAUAUAUAUGGCAGAAUAAAAAUCCCAGGUUAGGUAAAAUAUAUUUACAGAAGGCAAAGAAGGAAGGUGGGUUAGCAUUGCCUAAUUUUAGAUUUUAUUAUUGGGCAGUUAAUAUUAGAUAUUUGAUAUGUUGGUUGAAAGAUUGGGAUGGAUCUUUUAGCCCUCAUUGGGUGAGCCUGGAAAUUAAAUCGGUACCAGAUUUUGCACUGGGUUCCAUUUUGGGGACUUCGCUCCCUUUUGCUCUUUCUAAAUUGCCGAAGCGAAUUGACAACCCGAUAGUUAAACAUACUUUACGUAUAUGGUUUCAAUUUCGAAAAUUUUUGUGUUGACUCAGUUUGUUUUAAAUAUUCCUAUUGUAUCCAAUUGUUUUUUCCACCCUUCAAUUAUAGACCAAGCUUAUUCGACUUGGAAGACUAAGGGAUUACUACGAUUUUCUGAUUUAUUUUUGGACAAUUGUUUUAUGUCUUUUGAGCAAUUAUCUAAUACAUAUAAUUUGCCUAGAUUUCAUUUUUUUAGAUAUUUACAGAUUAGGCAUUUUUUUAAAUACUGUACUUCCUACUUUUCCACAUUUUGUGUCUUCAGGUAUUUUGGAGAGUUUGUUUGAAUUAAACCCUUUUCAAAAAGGGCUUAUAUCAAAACUUUAUAAUAUAAUUAUGAAGAUACGUUCUGAGCCCCUUUAUAAGACAAAAAAUGAUAGGGAAAGAGAGCUUAAUCUUAUUAUUCCUAUUGAGAAUUGGGAUAGAAUUCUUCAAUUAGUUAAUACAUCAUCUAUAUGUGCCAAACAUUCAUUAAUACAGUUUAAGGUUGUACAUAGGGCCUAUAUGUCCAAGGAUAACUUGGCUCAUUUUUAUUCCUAUAUAAAUCCUAUUUGUGAUAGAUGUCAAUCUGAAAUAGUGUCUUUAACACAUAUGCUCUGGUCGUGUCUGCUUUUGAAAAAAUAUUGGAAAGAUAUUUUUGAUAUUAUCUCUGCGGUAUUGAACAUUGAUUUACAACCCCAUCCUAUUACCGCAAUUUUUGGUUUACCAAUGAUGGACUCACUUCAUUUAUCUUCUUCCACCUGCCGAAUGAUUGCGUUUCUUACUCUAAUGGCUAGAAGAUCUAUGAUGUUGAAUUGGAAGGAAAUUAAUCCUCCUAUUGUAUUUCAUUGGUUUUCUCAAACUAUGUUAUGUUUAAAUUUAGAAAAAAUUAGAAGUGAUGUAUUUGAUACUUCUAUUAAAUUUGAAAAGAUAUGGAGACCAUUUAUUCAAUAUUUUCAUAUGAUAUAAUAUGACCCGUUUCAAGCCUAUUUGAUCUUCCAGUUUUGAUUUUAUUUAUGUUGAGAGGAUCGGAGUUGACGACACUGAUGGUUUUGUAUUCUUGUGCGAUAUUAUAAACAGCCCUUGUUUUUUCUUUUUCUCUUUUUCCUUUUUUGCUUUUUUUUCGUUAUUAGAUUAUUAGAUUAGUUUUUUGCAUAUUUUUUUUUCUUUUUACUGUUUUUUUAUUAUAUAUUAUGAUAUACCUAGAAUUGCCUUGUUUAUAUAUAUAUUGUAUCAUCCAUGAUUUGGGAAUACUCAUUUAUACUGUAAUCAUUGCUUAUGUAUUCUUUCAUGUGCAGUUGAAAUGUGUAUGUUUGUAAUCCCAUUAUCUAUGUAUCAAUUGUAUUUUGUUGAUAUUAAUAACAAUAAUAAAAAGAUUGAAAAAGAAAGAUGGGGGCAGAUUCCUAGGGCUAAUAAUAUUUCAAUAUUGAUUAAAGAAGGAUAUUCAGAUUGUUACUGAAAUGGUGAAGACUGAGUUACCGGCUUGCUCACUUGCUGCAAUUCAUAAUCAAGAUAAUUGAAGUGAAGAGGCUAAACAAGAUAGAGAUAAGAUUUGAAGUGAAUACCCUGAUGUGUUGUAAGUUAGCUGUAGCAAUGAUAGUACUCGAGAUGUGCUGUCCGAUGCCCCACAUCGCUCACCGCCUCUGUUGCUCGGUGAACAGACUCUGUGACCUUCCCCUCUGUUGUCCCUCCAGGAGACAUCGGAAAAAAUGUCUGAGAAUGUUGGCCUGGAUGGACGUGCACAGGGUGCCAAUGCAGAGUGAGAUCCCACAAUCAGCAGGGCUGAUACCUCAAGCAGCAUGUCCAUCGUCUGCCCUCAGGAAUCUGCUCCAACCUGUUUAAUCACUCCACAUGACUAAAGCCCCCACCUCUCGAUCCAGACAACAUCAUAGUGUAUCUCCUCGGUUCUCCCUCCAAUGUGACCCCAACCUUCUUGUAGUGCAGUCAGCUGAUCUGCACACAGUGAUCACAGUGCAGUCUGACCAGUAUCUUGUCAAGUUCUAACAUAACAUCCCAGCUUUUCCAUUCCAUCCCCUGACCUCUGAAGGGAACUGCACUGUAUGACUUCAGUAUCCUGUCCCAUGGUGUAGUUGCUUUCAGGGGUCUCUGGAAUUGUAUCCCACGGACUCUCUGUUCCACCCCCCCGGUGUCCCAUCAUAAACUGUGGUUGUUCUACCAGAAUUUGACAUCCCAGAAUACAUCACCUUGUCCUCAUUUGUAUUAAAUUCUCAUCUGUCUCUAUCGACCCAACUUUC
Hypanus sabinus (Atlantic stingray) is the source of this 6337-nucleotide messenger RNA. RefSeq lists its product as uncharacterized. The record is from RefSeq and is a predicted model, not a curated record. Bases 321 to 1319 code for a protein of 332 amino acids. The transcript is spliced from 5 exons. NCBI's taxonomy places the organism in Eukaryota, Metazoa, Chordata, Chondrichthyes, Myliobatiformes, Dasyatidae.